Racocetra persica is the source of this 135-nucleotide messenger RNA. Lineage: Eukaryota; Fungi; Glomeromycota; Glomeromycetes; Diversisporales; Gigasporaceae. The record is from the annotation of a GenBank genome assembly.
ACUGGACCGGACCAGAUGUCCGCAUCUAUGUCCAAAAAUGAUAAUAUCUGCCAGACAUUGUUUGUAGAUCGACCAAUUAAAUGUUUGGCAUUAGACAAUGUCCACGAUAAUAAUCUUAUUGACUAUGAAUAUACU